Messenger RNA from Mastomys coucha (southern multimammate mouse), 4354 nucleotides. It is a transcript of the gene Endod1, whose product is annotated as endonuclease domain containing 1. Gene Ontology annotation, molecular function: hydrolase activity; nucleic acid binding; metal ion binding. NCBI's taxonomy places the organism in Eukaryota, Metazoa, Chordata, Mammalia, Rodentia, Muridae. Bases 155 to 1660 code for a protein of 501 amino acids. The record is from RefSeq and is a predicted model, not a curated record. The transcript is spliced from 2 exons.
GGCGGGUGCAGCCGCAGAAAGCCGCGGCCCAGCUCUGCAGCCAUCUUCGGGGUGGAGGCGGGGAAGAGGCGCGGCCUUGGCCAGGAGCCGCCCCGCCUGAGCCCUCACCGCGGACUUCCCUGCUCCAGCGGCGCCCGGCCGCGCAGAGGCCGCCAUGGGCUGUGCGCGCUGGCUGGCGCUGGGCGGCCUCCUGGCCCUGGCGGGGCUGCUGCAGGCCCGGCUGCUGCUCCCGCAGCAAGAGGGCUUCGGCGAGUGCGACCGCUUCUUCUACGCGGGGACCCCGCCCGCGGGACUGGCGACCGAGGCGCACGUGAGGAUCUGUCAACGCUUCGCGGGCUCCGAGCGCUUCGCCACUCUGUACAGCCCCGGCCACCGCAUCCCGGUGUUCUCCGCGUUUCGCGCUGCGCGCCCGGCGUCCCGCAGUGCGGAGCAGCGCGGGCUUCUGGAGCCGCAGAUUGAUGACCCUGACAGCAACCUUGAGGAGGUAAUUGAUGAGGCCGACGCUGUCAGCUCCGUGAACAAUCUGGGAAGCAAGCAAGCCUUGAAUGCAGACUACCUUGACUCUGACUAUGAAAUCGGACAGCUGUACCCAUUUCCUCUUAACAGUGACCUCCAGAUGCCCACAUUUCCACUCACAAAUUCAGUUCCUAUGACCCAGUCUUUCCGGGAACGAUGGCACAUGAAUCUCAACAGCCUCAUGGACCGAGCUUUGAUCCCACACUGCAGCAAAGGCAAAGACCUGUAUAUCCUCACAGGCGCUGUUCCCUCAGAGCACAAAGUUAAGGACAAAGUGACCAUCCCUGAAUUCGUCUGGCUGGCAGCUUGCUGUGCAGUCCCGGGAGGAGGCUGGGCCAUGGGCUUCAUCAAGCACACCCAAGACAGUAAUGUCAUAGAAGAUGUGAUGCUGAGAGACCUUGAGAAGCUACUUCCUCAUAAGCCUCAGCUGUUCCAGGACAACUGUGGUGAGAUGGAGCAAGAUACAGAGAAGAUGAAGAAGAUUCUGGAAGUGGUCAACCAAGUCCAAGAUGAGGAGCGGUCACUGCAGUCUCAAAAGAGCAUGAGUCCCCUCACCAGCACCCAAAGCCAGAGGUCGGCCCUGCUGUCCCCAGAAGAACCACCAGAGGGAGGGGGCAGUUUUCUGGGACAAGUCCUGGGUUUCCUUGCUACCCCCUUCAUUAAGCUUUUCCAGUUAAUUUAUUACCUUGUUAUAGCAGUCUUAAGGAAUAUAGUCCACCUCCUUUGGUUUGUUGCCAAGCAGGUGAUAAACACAGUUGAGAGUUGCCUAUACCGUCUGGGCGAAGCCACAGUCUCAUACCUCGUGGCCAUUGGACAAGAGUUAGUGAGCAUUCCCUGGAAAGUGCUCAAGGUCGUGGCCAAAAUCAUCAGGGCCUUUCUCCGGAUCCUCUGCUGUCUGCUGAAGGCUGUCUGUCGAGCUCUGAGCAUCCCUCUUCGCGUACUUGUGGAUGUAGCCACUUUCCCCAUGUACACCGUGGGAGCCAUUCCCAUUGUGUGCAAGGACAUUGCUGUGGGCCUGGGGGGCGCCCUCUCACUCCUCUUUGACACUGCUUUUGGCACCAUGGGUGGCCUGUUUCAGAUUGUUUUUAGUGUCUUCAAGCGGAUUGGCUACAAGGUUACUUUAGACAACUCUGGGGAGUUAUAGAACUCAAAAACCUAGUAAUGUCCAUUGUGGUGAAUUUUGAUUUUGAUUUUUUUUUUUUUUUAACAGCAGGUUUCGUUUCCUUGUCAGCUAUUGUGUUAUGUUUGCCCAGUGGGUGUGUAAUUUUUUUUUUUUUUUGCAAGAGUAUGGCACACUUUAGAUUUGAUCUAAGAGAAAUGUUCAGGGCAAGUUUUGUGUCAUGCUCCAUGUGCAGCUGCAACUACACAGGUGUGCUUCCCUGAGUCUGGUAACUUUAGCCCUGCACUCCGACUCAGAGGGAAACACCUGGCAUGACCCAGGCUUAUUAUGAAAGUUAUAAAUAAGGACGAAGAGGAUGACAUUAAAUGCUGUGAGAAAUGGUAUCUUGUGUCUCCCAUCACUCUUGGGGAUUUAAGGCAAGCUAGAGCUGAAUACUGUUGCCCAGUGUCAGCAUCUCCUUCUCUUCCUCUCCUCCCCAGCUGACCCUUGCAGUGAGCCAGUGACUGCUCUGCUGAAACCCUCCCUGAAUGGAGGCAGCAUCUGCUGUAGUCCUGACCUUUACUUAGGUCCCCAGGGCUUGGUUGAGUUUAAUUUUUUUCCUAAAGUUGAAUUUUGCUGGGUCACAAUAAGCAUUUUAUGCCAAAUAUGACAUAAUACAAUUAGAAUGCAGCCCCAGUUGGAAUAGACCUAGUCCCUUCAGGUGUGGAGGAGGCAGCAUGAAGUAGGUGCUAUGCGUCCACGGGCAUUCCUAGGGAGGCCUUGGCUGAGUUAUAGUACAUCACUGGCUGAAGAUGACAUUAAACGCAAAGAUCUGCAAUGUUAAUCUAAUGUGAAACUUCAUAUUUUGCAGCAUCUAACCCAUCAAGUGAGUAUUCAGUACCAUAAACCAGUCUGACUUCUCUCCUGAAACAAUUAUUUGUUAUAACUAUCUAGGUAAUAGAAAAAAUGAAAAACAUUCUGGUCCUCUUGGGUAGAAGUAUAUGUAUGUACAUACUUAAGAAUUAUUAUCUCUUAGAACAUUAUUUUUUAUAGUGUUUGAGGCUAAGAAACUAUCAGUCCUUCAUUAAUGCAAGCUAAAUUUGAGAGCUUAUUUCCAGUUUUGAUCAGUUACUUAUUAUUUUAAAUCUUGCACUAGAAAUUAUAACAAAAGGAGCCAAACUUGCUUUGUGGGAACCAAACAUUGCCACGGUGAGAAUGGAUUGUCUAGUAUUCUUUCUUAGUGUCCCAAAGAGUUGUGGUGAAGGAGAGAAGGGCCAAGUGUUAUCUUAACUUGGAGAUGUGGCCCAUGAUUGUCUGGAAAUUACUUGUAAAGACUUGGGAGUCUAGAAAGAAAACACAGAGGGGGCAGAACAUCAGCUGUACCCAGGGAGCUGGCACAUGAGAAUGUGUAUGUAGCUAGAAUUAAAUUUUACAGGAAAAGAUUUGAAUAGCACCAGAGAGGACUGGCAGCCUGCGAGCUUGCAUGCAGCCAUGACUAGGAAUCUGGACAGCAGACGUGCUCAGGUAGAUCCACACUGUUUAUCAAGACUCAUAGCAGCAUUUGCCAUGAGUUUUCUCUGUCAAUGGGAGGUUGAGGGCUUACCUUGGCUCUGAUGAGUCUACAAGGGAACACUCAGAAUUUGCCAGAGAAACUGUCUGACCAAACCCUCAUUUGUUUAAGACCCAGAGGCACAAGGAGGCUGUAUUUGACCUUCCUUGCAGGGCUCGUGAAAGCAGGUCAUGGUGAGCCUAGGAGACCCCAACACACCAGGGUGUGCUUCCCUGGGUGUAACUAGGAUUUUAUGGCCAUCAAAGACACCAGGCUCUGUAUCAACUGGAUGUGCCAGGUAUUCACGGGAGACACUGUGCCGACUGCAUAAUGAAGACCCCUUUCCUAUCAGUGAAUAUUUGCAUUCUGAGAGGCUCUAGGAUGGCACUUAUAGUGCACAAACCCCUUAUAAGGAAUCACUUGGAAACACCCUCCCCACCCCCUGCUGCCAUAUUCAGCUGUCUGGUUAUUUAUUUUUGCGUGGCAUUUUUUUUUUAAAUAUGGGAAACGAUAAUAAGACAAAAAUAUAUCCUUCAGGUUAGAGGGCUGAGACCCUUCAUUCUGGACUUUCUUGUUGGCAGGGCCUCUGGUUCACUGGAGCUAGCUGUAUUUGUUGUUUUUAAAGUCCUGCCAGAUCUCUGGGCUGAUGGCCCGUUCCCAGAAGGCUACUCAGGCUUCUAACAUGGCUGUUUAGGAAGCUGAACCCUAGCUUCAGCUUGGAGCUUUUGCUGUGGCUUCAUUCUGUUCUCAGGCCCUUGGGGACCUUGGCCACCUUUGUCAUUCACAGAGCUGCUUUUCUAGCCUGUGUCAGCCAUGUUCUCAGACACGCCGCUCUCCCUUAGUGCCUUUUCCACCUAAUGCUAACUAGGGAAUGGAAGGAACCACAAGGAAGCAUCCUCUGCUCUUCCUUCAUCCAUCUACCUAGCAAACAUGUAUUUGGUCAUCAAGGUUGCAGAGGUGGGAAACGCUCCAUCUAUAAGGAGUUUCCAGCAUGGUACAAUCCGCGCUGUGAUGCAUCAUAGCAACACCACACUGAGGAUAUCUGCCCCAUUUCCUGCAGCACAGGAAGAAAACCUGCAAGAUCAGGAAGAUGGACACCUGUACAGAGGGUGAGACAAAACCAUGUUGACCAUAACUAGACAGUGCUGUGCACCUUGCAGAUGCUCAAUAAAGUCACUGCUGACAGCUCA